GUUUCCCUCAGAUCAAUGAUGCUUAUGUUUGUUUUAUUCUUAACAUUUAACGUAUUUAAGUUGACAGAGAACAGCUUUUGCUCAGGAGUUGGUGGAAAAGUGUGUUGUGAUGGUUUUGCGCUAAAUCACUCAACAGGACUGUGCCAAAAGUGUCCAGUUGGAUAUUAUCGCCUCAAUUGCUCCGAAAAAUGCAUCUACCCAACGUACGGAAUGGAAUGUCAGUCCCAAUGCAAAUGUUCCCAGGAAAAGUGCAACUUUGUAACUGGUUGCUUGAAGGGAGAGGAAGAAGCUACAAACAAUCACAUACGAUCAACAAAGGGAGUGACAGUCAAACCAUCGACUCAAUCUUCGACCGUUAGGUUAUUGAACAUUUCUGUUAAAUACCAAACUGUUGAGUACGCUUUUUCUCGUGAUAUAAACAAAUACAGCGUAACGACAUUGUCUAUUGUGCCUACGGGCAUUGAUUUGCUAACAGACAAUUUAGUAGUGCGUAUUAUAAUCAGCUUAAUUGGAGUGUUUGUCUUUUGCUUUGCCAUAUUUGUUUUUACGUAUAUGUAUUUCAAAUGCUUCCGGAAGACAAACAAUGCUAGUGGCGGAGUAAAAGAGAACGAGUGGCAAGCUCAGUACAAAUCGUUGAGUUUUGAUGCAAUUGAACCCCAGCUGAUUCCAUUAAAUCCCUGUCAACAGGGGCGAGUAAAUACAGAUUUCACAUACCUUACUCCAGUGUUUAGUGGCAAUGAGAGUCGAGAAUCACAUCGCACUGUUGAAAACGAAAUAAGAAAUGAAAAUGAUAUAUUACCUAAGAUCAAUCUACAAGAACAGAGAGUUUGCAACCAAGAAAGUACUAGCAGACAGGAUGAACAAAACAGUACUCAUGAUGAUGUUCAAGAACAUGUGUAUAUUGAGAUUACAGAAGAAAAAACCGAAAGUUCGAAUUUAGUUGCAGAUCAUGAAAACCAAAGACAUAUUAAUAUUGUUCAAAGCACUUCCAUUAGCAGAGAGUCUGCGUACACUAAUGUUAACAAGGAAGAGCCCUAACGAAUAUGAUAUAGAAAAAAUUUGAUGUAUAUAGCAGUGUGUACUUAAAAAAUCUUCAAAAUUAUACAAAAUCAUACUAUUUUAUGUCUUAUUGAUGCAUCUGUCAUUCGUCUC
Magallana angulata is the source of this 1152-nucleotide messenger RNA. RefSeq lists its product as uncharacterized. The transcript is spliced from 4 exons. Bases 16 to 1038 code for a protein of 340 amino acids. The record is from RefSeq and is a predicted model, not a curated record. Lineage: Eukaryota; Metazoa; Mollusca; Bivalvia; Ostreida; Ostreidae.